AUGACGUCAGCAAAACUUCCACACUGUGAUUGGUGGCGCGAAGGUGUCCAAGCGUCCCACUUUUUAACACACCUUCUGUGGAAUGGCAAGGGAGUAUGCAAGCAGAUGCUGGAGACCACGCUGGGCGAAUACUACGGCGUCAUGUCCAAGGACGCCGUGGUCAAGGCCCCCGGACAACACCCGCCGUCCAAGGGCGCCGCCACGGGCUACCUCGCCGAGCUCCAGGGGAAGCGGGUGGCCGUGACGGACGAGACGAGCCCGGGCGAGCGCGUCGACGUGGGGGUUGUGCUCAAGAUGACCGGCGGGGGCAAGGUCUCCUCCCGGCUCCUGUUCCAGAACAACGUCUGUAACGGCACGACUGCGCACCGACUUCUGGCUGCGCGCCAAACUCGCGGCCGCGCAUCGUCCGUUACUAUACGCUAUCGACUUAUUUGA
Klebsormidium nitens is the source of this 435-nucleotide messenger RNA. Lineage: Eukaryota; Viridiplantae; Streptophyta; Klebsormidiophyceae; Klebsormidiales; Klebsormidiaceae. The record is from the annotation of a GenBank genome assembly.